AUGGCAUCUCGCCAUGUGUCGCACGAAAGUGCGUCCACCUUCAUGAAACGCUGCUUUGCCAGUCCUUCUCGCAUGCGACUGCUUUGCAGCAAGAAGGCCGGUCGAGAAGGGGGCGAAUGUCUCGCGGUCUCGGUGGAGAUCGCGCCUGCGGGUCCCGUCGUCGAGGUACAGGAGACAAGCAUGGCAGAAGGAUGGACAGGUUGCCGCUUCUCACCUUCUGCCCUAUGGUUGGCGCUCAAAGUGGCCGAGCCCCGUAGCCUCAUCGCCGAGUGCUCGGCUCAGGCAGGGUCCCUGAAGGCUAUCGAGUUCGGAUGCGGUGUUGGCCUGGCAGGGCUGGCCGCACACGCCCUUGGAUAUGACACAACACUCACCGAUUGCCUACCGGGUCAUCUCAAGAACUUGGCAGCACACACCGCUAAGUUGAGGACCAAGUUCCCGAAGAGUGCACCUCUUCGGGUCCGCUUUCUUGAUUGGAUCUCCGACGUUGGUGCCCACCUCUCGUGUUCGGUUGACUUGGGCUCACCGGAAAAUGUGGCUUCGUCAGCCAGCUCUGACUGGGAGUGCUUGGAGAAAGAGCAGUUGAACAGCUUCGACCUGGCGCUGGCAAGCGAUGUCGUGUAUGAAGAACACCAUGCAGUACUCCUGCCAAAAGUUAUGCAGCGUUGGUUGAAGCCAGGAGGUUGCUGGGCCGUCUCCCUUGCCAUUCGAGAUGCAGAUAUGAGCUGUAGGUUUCUGGAGCAGCUGGACGCUCACGGACUAGUCCCCAGCACUGCCGAGCACAUGAUCAUAGAAACCGCGUGCCGAUCAGAUCGAUGCUCCUACUGCUCCGUGCGGGAAGCUUGGCCGGUGGAUGGACCACCGCUCGACCGGCUCCGGAGCAUCGUCAGAGGAGUGCAGGUUGCGACCUGGGCAUGCUGUGACCUUGCCUGGGGGGCUCGACCCCAUGACAUCAUGGGAAAUGGCGUUCUCAGGCGCUAUCGCACACGACCGGAGGCUGACAAUAACGACUCCUGGCGCAAGCCCAAGCAGAAGGGAGGUACAGCCAAGGAGAAGGCCGCUCCGCAACCCAAAGAUGCUGCCAAAGCUGCAGAGACUUGGCUGGCGGGUGGGCCCAAGGGCUUGGGUGGCUUGAACGGUGCCGCGGCCUCGCCCGGCAUUGGUCUGGCUAGCAGCAAAGCAGGCCCCGGCACCAACGCUCCUACGUCCCCGUCGAGCACGGCACAGGACGAAGACGAAGACACUGACCUGGCGGGCUUCUCCGGGCUCGCCGAUGCGGCAAACAAGGUGUGGGACGACCUAAUGGCCCGGAAGGGUGGCAUCAAGGGCAAGCAAGACAUGAAUUCUCUCUUCGGCCUUGCAGAGCUCAAGGAUGCCGUGGAGCGGUCGGUGAAGCGGGUGAACAUGCUGCAGCAGCAGGCAGAAAGCGCCUCCUCGAGUCUCGAGGAGAAGCAGACUGCCUUGGAGGAGCUUCGGCGGAAAAUAGAGGCCGGCGCCAGCACUGCGAACGUGCGUUGGAAGCUAGGCGACAUGGCAGUGCGACGGGGCAAAGGCUUCUGUGAACUCAGCAUGGUGCAGAUGGAUGUCCAACCUCCUUGUUUCGAGGUCCGGAUGUCAACAAGUGGCACCAUCGUCAGCACAGAGUACGAAAAGCUCGUCCCUCUCAGCUCGCAGCAGCAGAUGGCAGCGCGGUCCGCUCUCAAAGAGCUCGAGGAGGCCAAGAAGCGUGUGGCUACGACCGAGGAUGGCCUCGUACAAGCCCAGGAGGAGCUUCGGCAGCAGCAUCAAAGCCUCACUGAGCAAGUGGAGGUGAAGCUGAAGGAGCCCAUGGCACCACCGGGCCUGCCUGACUUCGGCUACCUCCAGAAAUCGAAUGCGCAGCCGACAAAGGCGGAUGCUGCAGCAUAUCCUGAGGUGAAGGGAAUGAAAGAAGAUCUGCGUAAGCCAGCUGCUGGAGCGGCGGCACGAGAGGCCUCCAAAGAUCAGAGCCGGGCAGAGUCUGGAACAGCGAGCGCGGGGAACACAUUGCCUCGCCAG
This is a messenger RNA of Symbiodinium necroappetens, 2034 nucleotides long. NCBI's taxonomy places the organism in Eukaryota, Dinophyceae, Suessiales, Symbiodiniaceae. The record is from the annotation of a GenBank genome assembly.